AAUGGCAGUACAAAACAGGCAAUACAAGUUUUUUUUAAGUGUGAGUCAUCGCAACAACGAGAGGUCCUUGAGCAAGCAGUCAUAACUGGGCAUAAAAAUAUUAUGCAGUUUGCUGCAGUAGAAUGCGAAAUUAGCCAUGGACAGACAUAGAGGUCACUCACUCACAAAGGCACGCAUGCAUACAACUGGUCGCCGCAUGAUGCUCCUGGCGGAGAUGAAAACUGAAUAAAAUUCUUAAUGAAUUGAAGUAAAUGGGGGUCACGUUCAACGGCAAAACUAUAUCAAAGCAUCCGUUGACUAACUCCCUCACAACUCACAAAGGUAUAAUCCAAGUCUCGUUUAUCCAGUCAUGUGCUCAGUACUUGCAGAAGUGUUAAAUAGUAAGGUUUUAGUGAAGACGCAUGUGUUUGUGUUAGCUGUACAGGGCUGUGUCUUAGUGAUACUUGAUAUUCGGUGCACAGUGACACAUCAGCUCCUCAAAAACCAGGGACAGAAAACAGAUAUGUUAAGACACCGUGCUUCAUCCUGUCUUAGUCAGCAGGCUGACAGUUGAACUGGCUGAACCACAGUGUGAGGACAUCAUGUGUCCCGAAGGGGUCAGCCGCAGUUCUCACUUCUCUUCUGCUCAUUGUUUCGCUCGUUUGUGGUCAUUUACUGCAACGGACUUCGAAAAUGCAUGUGUGCAAGAGACACUGGUACAAAAUGUCCCUUUUGUUGUUUUGUAUUUAUCGUCAGUAAACAAUUAGAGUAGUGUGAACUAAAAUUAAGCAGUUGCAGACACCAAAAAAACCCCACAGCAGGAAGCUUUUUGUAAAAAUUAGUUUCUUCAGUCGUCUGAGAGGAACUGCUGCAGGAAAACAGUGUGGCACUAAACGCCGUGGUGUACUCCUCCAGAUCGUAUCGCUCCACAGAAACAAACAGCGGGACCUCUGGUCUGGUGACACGCUACUCAUUUACUUAUAUGGAUGACUUGUAAUAACUGAAGGCAGUCAUACAGGCUCUCCGGCCGAGAUACUGAUUACCAGCACUGCUUUAUUGCUGACUUUAUUCCUGCUUAUUCACAGGUUUGUCUAUGUGGUAGAUUCCAUUGUGUGAGUGUGUGUGUGUGUGUGUGUGUGUGUGUGUGUGUGUGUGUGUGUGUGUGUGUGUGUGUGUGUGACCCUGGCCUUGAAAGAGAACCAGCUUAUCAGAGAUAACCAACAAAGUCUAAUAAGCGCUCUCUAAUGUGAAUACUUAUGAUUUAUUCAGAGUUAAAUAAAUGUGUCUCAGCUUGAAUCAAAUGUCAGCGGCAGGGUUGUAGCGUUAAAGUUUGAUUUAUGGUCUGCCGUCAUGAACAAAACUCAUUCAUAAGCAAUGAUGUAUGUUAUUAUCCAUAAUACACACCAUCUCUUUUCACUUUGCAUUCAUUUAAAGCACAAAUCUGGUAAUAUCUAACUGAAAAUAGUCCCGAACAAAUGCAGAUUUCACACCUGUUUGAGUUUGCUAGAAACUACAAUGCCUAGCUAUUUUUAGGAAUUUUACUGAAAAAAUGUUCUUGUGACCCAAAGAUUGAUCUGUCUUCAUAAGAAUGGGCUUUGGUCUGAGAGCCACGGGCAGCGUAUAGGGAAGUCAGAAAGUGCUGGAUUUGUUUUUUGUCUUUUGACGAAAAAAAAAUAGAUCAGACCCAGUGCGUGUGGUGUGAAGUUUCGUGGCGCGUUUGUGUGCCUGACAAAUGAUUUAGUGAACUCGUACAAUGAAAGAGGUGGCGAGAGACUGUGAAUAGUUUUUUUCCACUUCGCGGGUUCACCUGUGGGGUUCAACGGUUGAACCUGAUGGACUGUGCGGUCACCGGAACGCCUCUGAUGCGUGUCUGAGUCCUGAUUGGCUCUCACUAAAUGACUGACAGUUAAUCUUUGAUUCAGAUUGACAACCACCGCCCCCCCCUCGGUUUCGAGGAAGGCCUGAUGUUACUGAUCUGUGAUCCUGCUCCCAGACACCCUGCGCCUUUUCUAUCUUUUGCACUCAUGCAAAAUGAUUGCGCAAAAUGCUAUGAAAACACACACAUACACCUUCACAUACAUACCGACACAUCUUUUUGAGAUAAUUUGUAUUCAGUUCUUCCAGGGUCAAGGUAAUUGAUUUCACAGUUUGAUUGAUUAAAGGUGCUACAGUCCAUAGUGUACCGCUCUUAUUAUUUGUGCUUUAAUCUCUUGGUUUUUCAUCAUUCUCUGGUCUUUAUACUAAAUAGACUUUCUUCUUGCCUGUUUACUCAGUCGUUAAGGAGUGGGGCCGGUUUCAAUGGCAGCUGAAACUCACUGUUGACCACACACUGUGUCUUUCAUCUCUCUCUCCCCCUCUCACCCCAUCUGCUCUCUGUGUCCCUCACUCCCUCUUCUUUUCUCGCUCUCCUCAGAGCGCCGAGGGGAGAGUUUUUUUAGACAGAAACUCUCGGAGCGGGUGACGCUGUCGCUCCUCUCUCUGGCUGUUUUUCUCUCUCUCUCUGUCGUCUGUCUAUCUGCUCUCUUGACUGCCCAGGAAGGUGUGUGUUGUUUGCUUAAGUUAAGCUGUGCUAGGAACGCGUUUGCCGUUGUUAUGUACAUGCCCGAAUACACACACACACACACAUACACACACUUACACACAGUUGUAGUCUUGUGCUGACACGACAAAUCUCUCUGGUGGUAACUCCCAGUCAGAAUUUCCAAAUGUCCGCUCAGAGCAAGACAACAACAUGAGGAAGUAGUCAAACCCCGGAUUCAACGUUUCCUGCCGUUUUGUCCAAUUUCUGCAACUCUAAGCAGAAAACCCCUAAAACCCACGAAAACUACUUUUCCCAUCAGACCCCUCUCCUCCCUCUAACAUCACCCAAUGUGUCUUCAUUGCUAACAGGGUGAAGAUUUGCAGGGUUGUGCAACAGCUGUUUCUUUUUCAGUGGUGGAAGAAGUAUUCCGAUCCAUUAAGUGCCAACACAUUAAUGUAUGAGUGUCAUCGACAAAAUGUAAUUAACAUAUCAAAAGUAAUCCCCUGUGACAGAUGUUAUUAUAUACAGCUUUAUUAGAUUGCUAAUCAUGAUGCAUCAGUGCGUACAUAAGAUUUUCCUGUUGUAGCUGGUUGAGGUGGAGCUAGUUUUCACUAUUUUGUAAGGUAUUUUGCUGGCGGUCAGAUUCCUCUAAAGGGCCACAAGAUAAAUGUGAGGGGUCAUGAGAUGAUUAUGGGAAGACACAAAAACAAAUCUGUAUUAAUUUUCUCUCUUUUCUGUAGUCGUUCUUCUGCAAACAAACAAUUUGAGGAUUUUACCCUUUUUUUGGGGCUAAAAAAAAUGCUGAAAUGAAAUCAUAUCAGAAGGGAAAUCUUUCUUUUGAGAAGAAUCAUAUAAAAAUGUCAAAUCUGAAAAGAAACUAUCAACUACAGCUGUCAGAUAAAUGUACUGGACUAACAGAAAUAAAAUAUUUUCUACAAUAUCAAGUAUGAAGUAGCGUAACAUAGAAAUACUCAAGUAAGGUACAGGUACCUCAAAGUAGCACUUAAUUAUAGUCCUUGAGUAAAUGUAAUUCGUUACUUCCUACCUUUAUCCAUAUGUACAUUUCAGAAAUACAAAACCUUCUGCUACAGUUCUUCAGAAGUAGGGCUGGGAUCCGCCCACAUAGCACAUACACACUCUAACAAAGUAUUGCUUUAGCUCCACCCUCACCAGCUCUCAUGCCUGCAGCUUUGGCUCAGUGUGUGUGUGUGUGUGUGUGUGUGUAGAGGAGGCUGGCCUCCGUGCUCAGUGCCCUGCUGUACCUGUCUCUCAUGGAGGUGGACUAACACUCCCAGAGCAGGCGGGCCAAGCAGCGGAGCACUGUGCAGCAACAGAGGGGCCCAGAUCUGAUUGGAUGGUUUUGUCAGAAUGACAGCCGAAGAUCCUGCUUCCUCAUCGACCAUGAGCAAUAACGCUGCCCCCACCAAACCCUCUCAACCUGCUGCUGCCUCCCACCAGUCUCUUCAUGGACAGAUCGACAUCCCAGAAGGAGUUGUAGGUGCUCCCAAUGAGCCUGCACUGGUAUCCCUGAUGGAGCGCACUGGCUACAGCAUGAUCCAGGAAAAUGGUCAGCGUAAAUAUGGCCCUCCUCCUGGUUGGAAUGAUGCAUCUCCACCAAGGGGAUGUGAAAUCUUUGUGGGCAAGAUCCCACGGGACGUUUAUGAGGAUGAGCUGGUGCCAGUGUUUGAGUCCGUGGGAUGCAUCUAUGAGAUGCGGCUGAUGAUGGACUUUGACGGGAAGAACAGAGGGUACGCAUUUGUGAUGUACACAAAGAAACAUGAGGCCAAGCGGGCAGUACGCGAGCUCAACAACUAUGAGGUGCGGCCUGGGCGACUGCUGGGGGUCUGCUCCUCCGUGGACAACUGCCGUCUUUUCAUUGGUGGUAUCCCCAAGACCAAAAAGCGGGAGGAGAUCCUCGAGGAGGUUUCAAAGGUGACAGAAGGGGUACUAGAUGUGAUAGUUUAUGCCAGUGCUGCAGACAAGAUGAAGAACAGAGGCUUUGCCUUUGUAGAGUAUGAAUCGCACCGUGCAGCCGCCAUGGCUCGCAGGAAGUUGAUGCCUGGACGUAUUCAGCUUUGGGGCCACCAGAUCGCAGUGGACUGGGCCGAGCCGGAGAUUGAUGUGGAUGAAGACGUUAUGGAGACAGUGAAGAUCCUCUAUGUCAGGAAUCUUAUGAUGGAGACCAGCGAGGAGACAAUCAGACAGGUGUUCAGCCAGUGGAAUCCUGGAUGUGUUGAACGUGUGAAGAAAAUCCGUGACUAUGCCUUUGUCCACUUUACCUCCCGGGACGAUGCUGUCACAGCCAUGGACCACCUCAAUGGCACAGAGGUGGAAGGGUCCUGCAUCGAGGUGACGCUCGCCAAACCAGUUGAUAAAGAGCAGUAUUCGCGCCAAAAGGCCUCCAAAGGAGCUCCUGCCACUCCAGAGCCUGCUCAACAGAACUACGUUUACCAGUGUGAUCCCUACACAUUGGCCUACUAUGGUUAUCCCUACAACACCCUCAUUGGACCCAACAGGGACUACUUCGUCAAAGGAUCCCCAAUGAUACAGAACAAUGCAGGUACUGUGCGAGGUCGUGGUCGUGCUGCUGCAGGUAACCGUACCCCUGGACCACGGGGGUCGUACCUGGGGGGUUACUCUGCUGGUCGUGGCAUCUACAGCCGCUACCAUGAGGGCAAGGCCAAGCAGCCCGAAAAGCCCUAUGAGCUGAUGCCCGGUCUGGAGCUUGCUGCCUCCGUCAACACCGUUGGCAUCAAACCUGGCACAAUGGGGUUGCCGACUCUGGGUGGGCAGUACCCGAUGUUCAGCACGGCUCCUACAGCCAAGAUGAUGGAGGAGGGGAAGGUGCACACGGUGGAGCACCUCCUCAACCCUCUGGCCAUGCAACACCCUGAACACACCACCGCUACUGCUGCUGGCACCGUCCUACCGUCGGUCUCUACCCCUCCACCUUUUCAGUCCUCUUUUUUCUGCAUUCCCCAGGGCCGUCCCAUCACUCCGGUCUAUGCCAUGGCCCACAACGUACAGCGUAUCCCAGGGGCCGGUGGCCUUUACGGAGCUGGAUAUGUCCCCAUCUCAAACUACACUGCCAACACAGCGGCUCUGGCCGCUCUGCAGAAGAAUGCGGCGGUGGCUGCUGCGGCUGCGGCGUACGGCGGGUACGCGGGCUACGCGAUGCCACAGGCCUUCCCCGCCACGGCCUUCCAGCUGCCCAUCCACGAUGUCUACCAUACGUAUUGAUUCUGAGGGUCAGACCUUGUGAAACAACGACAAAGUUACCCUCUGACUGAACCGCCACCACCACCAUGUCUGUCCCAUCGUACAGAAAUGUCACUUGAACAUCCAAAAGCUCUAAAGGAAUGUCGUUUGAAGCAAAUAUCUCGAAAACAAACAAAACAAUGACCUACAGGUCUCAGUAUAUCCUGGACCCGAGGCAACAAUAUGACAGGCUUAAUUAUGACAAUAAUAACAACCACAUCUCUGUCUCUCUCUGUCUCUCUCUCUGUCUCUGUCUCUCUCUCUCUCUUUCUCUGUCUCUGUCUCUCUCUCUCUCUCUCUCUCUCUCUUUCUCUAUGUCUCUGACCCCUGUCACCGUGUUGCUACGCAAACAGAAACACUGAAGGUACAUUCAAGUAUUUAUGAUGAAAAGAUACAUAUUUAAGGUUUUACUCUCUGUAGGUUUCCCCUAUUAUCAGAGCUCUCUGAAGCAGGAACGAUAGACCUUCACACUGUCACAAUUUUUUAAAAGUGUGGGGGUAAAAAAAAAGAAAAGUUAUUUGAAAGAAAGUAAAAGUACAACAGGAACUACUGACAGGCAGGAUGCUGCUGAAGACAGCUGUGUUUGGAUAUACUAAUGUUUUAUUUUUAUUAAUAUAGAGUAUUUUAGCCAAUUAUACAUACUGUAGGCGAUGCUGUCCGUCCAUGCUGGUUGAAUGUGUAAGCUUCGAACAUGUCUGUUUUGGUACUUUUUUCUUUUUGUUGAUGUAGUUUUAUUUGUUUUUCUUGUUUUCAAUGAAGGUUUCUGAGUGCCGUGUUCAUUCGCUCACGAUUAGUCUGCUCGUUGUUUUUUUUUUGUGUGUCUCCUCUUUCACUUCAGGAAACAUGUUCUUGAUUUGUUUGAAGAAAACGUCGCCAGCUGAAGAAUAUUUUUGUGGCAGAUUCCUUCAGGGAACGAAUGCGGAAGAAAGAGAAAACUGGAAUGAUUUUGUCAAGAUGAUUUUAUCCAUUAGCCUGAUCGACAGCGCCGCCGUGUACGUUGAGAUGUUUCCCCAUCCCCAGAAACUGUGCUGACAGGGGACUGAACACUCUCAUUUACAUAUGUCUUUGUUAUCGUGUUGUUUUUUACUCUUGAAAAGUGAACAAACAAGGAAGGAAAGAAAGAACACUCUACCACUUAAAGCACUCCUGUAUUUGCCAAUGCCAACCCAAAACAAACUUAAGGCUCCAUACACUCCAGUCUCCUGAUACCAGAAAGAUUCUCUGUGCCUAAAUACGGUGCCUUACAUCUGCACACUGUACGUGCUACCUCGUGCUUUUCACUGUGCCUUUCAUAACGAUGUGAAGCCCACUGCGGUUGGCACAAAGAGAAACGUUUUCUCCUUUCCUGUUUCCAACGAUUUGUAGUAUUGCUGUGUUUUGGUGAGGUUUUUCAGUCUCUUCCCUGAGGUAGACUCCGUAUCUCUGGCAUCCCCUUCAUUACCUCCAAACUGUGCUUGACUGAGCAGCACUCAAACGUAUUUAUAAAACGCAAGAGAUUGUGUUCUACCAGAUGAAGAAAUGUUAAAUACCAAGCACAAAUUUGCGUAUAAACUGGGCCAGUUUGGUGUUUUCUCAAUUACUUAUGUGUGACAGAGGUUUUCCUCGCAGAUAAAAGCAUUAAAAAAACUAAAUAAACCCUCAUGGAUGAUUAGUAGGCACUAUUUAAAAUAUGCCGUGUGAUGUUGGACCGGAGCAAUACCUUGCGUUACGAGCAGCCUUGCAACUUUUUGCUAAAACCGACAAACGGAACAGAUGCGAGCAGCUGCCGAUCGUGAAGUCGCACUCCACAACAGCCAUCUUUAUAAAAGAGAAUGCAAAACAUUUGUGUACUAGAUUGUAUUUGUCGACCACUUUUUGGUAGUUUUUAUUGUGUUUAAAGGGGCGUAUUUUAUUUGCUCGCCUCCACAGAUUUUUGACUACUUUUUAAAAACACAAAACAACAUGAUGCGUCUGACUUUGAGAAUUUCCUGCAUCAUGACUAAGUUUUAUCUCCGAGUCGGUUCAUGAAAAAGCAAGCAAGAAAUAUUUGUCUCAUCUCACUCCGUUGUCUACUUGUUUAAAAAACUUUUUUCUCUCUCCUCUAAAACUGGAUUGUUAGAAAAACAAACUGCUGACAACUGCUUUUAUUAUUUUCUUGUAUGAUGACAAUAUGUCAGGAUAUAUUUAAUAUAUAUGCAUUACGUGUUUUGUCUAUGAAGUGAGAAGAAAAGGUAUAAUAUAUUCUAAAACAUAUUUCCUUUCUUUAUCUACACCUUGUUUCGGGAUUUAAAAGAAAAAGUCAGAGUAACAAAAGUAGAGAAACAAUAUUUUCUUUUUUUUUUUGCCAAAGUGUACAAUAGUUUUGAAACCUUUCAAGGUUAUUGUGUUUUUGUCAUUGUGUGUCAUAUUCUGUUUGCUAUUUUGUACUGCAUUUGGUGUUCUGAGUGGGAACACGGAGACCUUCUUGUUUAGCUACAUUUUUUUUUAUCAGUGUCAGCUAAAAACUAAAUCUGGUCCAUUGCGGUGUUGCAACCCGUUGGCACUUUAAGCCGUUGGUUGUUGCAGCUAAACCGGUAAAUGUCUGAUCGUGAUUUAGUUGCCAUCCAAACUUCAUGUGUCUGCCUCCCACUCAAAACGCCCGAUUUUCUUUCUAUUGCCUGCAUUUGACCCACAUGAUGGCCGCGGGAUGAACUCCUGCUCCUUGUGUCAGUGGGUGUUGUCACAUGCCUAGUUUAAUGUAGGUGUUGCCAUUUAAACUCUUCCUAGUGUGUGCCUUAUUGCCAAGAUGUGCCCUUUGCUAUUCCUUUGUAGACCUAUGCAGACUGUUUUCUAGCUGAAGGUUUGUUUAAAAAAGAAGAAAAAAAAGCUUGUUCUGUAUUAUUAUAUUUAUAGUGAUGAAGUAGAUAAAUAAAGCAUUUUCAAAAGGA
Anarrhichthys ocellatus (wolf-eel) is the source of this 8664-nucleotide messenger RNA. RefSeq names its product RNA binding motif protein 47 (gene rbm47). Lineage: Eukaryota; Metazoa; Chordata; Actinopteri; Perciformes; Anarhichadidae. The transcript has 7 exons. The coding region runs from base 3869 to 5740 and encodes 623 amino acids. Gene Ontology annotation, molecular function: RNA binding. The record is from RefSeq and is a predicted model, not a curated record.